AUGGAGUGGAUGGGGAAACAGGGGGUUGGACCAGCAGUAGGGAUGCUUAUAGGUGGUACUGGGGGUACUCGGAUCUGGUAUAUGACAGCAACCAAGAAGUGUCAAACAUUCAUUGAGGAUCUUGUCGGUCAGCCAACUGAGAAGGUAACUGCUCGGUCAGGGAAUGUAUUUUACAUUAACAAUAUCGCAAAUGCGAUUGCAAAUGACUAUGCGAACCCACUUACACGAUUCGCGAUGCAAGACUAUCCUGAAGAUGGUGGAAAUGGAAUGUUGCAGGAGUCUUCGGGAGCCUACUUUAUCCCCGAAUGGUUCUUCCUUGGCUCUCCACCUGUUGAGGACAGUGCCGAACACCACGAACAGCCCAAUGGUAAAAUCCUAUAUGCGCUUGGUCACACUGCUCAACGGACUGAUGCAGGAUUCAUUAUUAAUGAUGAACGGGAAAUUGUCCCAACGGCGAUAUUUGCACAAUCAUAUGAAGAUAUCUCAUCAGAGCGUGAUGAGCUUGAGUGUGGACUCACUGCAUCGUCUGAAAAGGCACAAGGCCGAAUGGUAUACAUGGUCCCACUAAUAAUAUUCAUGGACGAUGUUUCGAGAAACAUCUUGAAGCAAUGGAACAAUCACCAUGCUAUCUACAUGUUGAAUGCCAACCUACCGCGAGAAAUGCUCGAGAAGGAGUUCUUUGUUCGAUUUGUCACAUCAUCACCCCAUGCUGCCCCAAUGGAGCUCAUUAACACAGCGCAGUCUGGUAUUGUCGCAUGGGACUGCAAAGAUGAGGAGGAGGUUAUGCUGAUUCCAAGUGGACUUUUUCUUGCUGGCGACAAUCCUAUGCAGGCUGAGGAAUGCAGUCACGCAGGCCUGAGCUGCAACUAUUUUUGCAGAAUGUGCGAUGUCGGUGGCACGAAAGAACACAAGGCAUCCGAAGAAGGUUAUAAUAGUAUAUUCAAGACUACCAAUGACAUUCGAUAUCAAUUUGAGGCUGCAAUGAAAUCGGGUGCCACCACAAAAGUGCAGAAUGCUGUUUCUUCCACUGGCGUUCGUGACUCUGCCUCCGCAUCCAUUCUUGAGUCACUCGUAGAACUCGGCAAAAAACUUUGCAUCAAUAUUCAUUUGGAUACACCAACAGAAAUCCUCCAUACAGUAUUGUUGGGUGUGGUGAAGUACUUUUGGGGCCAGACUGUGUUUCUCCUGGAGAAAGCAAAACUCUUGCACGUUUUUCAGAGCUGCCUCGAGUUCGUUGACAAAGAUGGAAUGAAUGCACCCUCUCUGAAUGCUGACUAUAUAUGCCAUUAUAAAGGCAGUUUAAUAGGUAAACAUUUCAAGAGCUUAGCCCAAGUAAUGCCCUUCCUGGUGCAUGACCUCGUCCCUUGGACAGUUCUCAAUGCAUGGUCUGUAAUUGGAGAACUCGUUGCGCUUGUCUGGCACACAACAAUACCGGAUACAGAAGAAUAUCUCGCAAGGUUAUCCCAAACAAUUGAGGACUUUCUCAAUGUUACAGCACAAUGUGCUCCGAGCAUCCUCAUCAGCAAGCCAAAGUUUCACUUUUUGGUUCAUCUCCUGGCAUUCAUAUGUCGCUUCGGACCUGCUAUCAUAUUCUCCACCAAGAGAUAUGAAUCAUUUAAUCACAUUUUCCGAUUGUCCUAUAUCGUGAAACACAUCACAAUGGGCAGACAUUGGUAUGAUAGCAAGACCAAGAAAUGGGCCCACCUUCUUGGUAUAUCGAGUAUCUUGCAUGAGCCUCCACUACCUGGCACUGGAAGUCCCGAGACUGCCAUUGGCGCAAACGGGAAAGCACAGCAAACAGACGGAGUAGAAUGGAAGGACACCCAUUGUGCGGAAAUCCUCGGAACACAAUCAGGUCCUUCUUACUGUCUUGGCAAAUCACUCGUGACGAGCAAGGUGGAUAGACAGAUGUCUAUCAGACGUAUCAGCGAGAUUCUGAUAUCACACAGCACCAAUAAAACUGUGGAUCAUGUUGUGCUGCAGGUCUUUUCAUUUGGACCUGCCUUACAUCAAUCACUCUUUCUACAAUGCCUGGACCUUACGGACAAUGAACUAGUUUCAACAGUGGCAGAUAUUAUUUGCACCAUCAAUCUUCAACAUAACUGUAUCGAUUCCAAGUGCAUAGACAUGCGCCAGCAACACGUGCAUCAAGAACGGAUCAAAACCGCUCGAACAAAACCUGUUGUUGAUCAUCAGCCAACUCCAUACUAUUUCCUCAAUGCCUACUCAAUUCACAACUGCGAUUUGAUCAGGCUGGUCAUCCCCAAGGCGCUUUGCGAGUCACCAUUAAGAGUUGUUAAUCCAGCUGAAGUUCGUACUCUGGCCGUGCAGCAGAUGAAAGACAAGAAGGCGGCAAAGAAAGGGGGUGAAAUUCCUUAA
Molecule: messenger RNA, 2379 nt
Organism: Suillus paluster
Lineage: Eukaryota; Fungi; Basidiomycota; Agaricomycetes; Boletales; Suillaceae
Exons: 16
Coding region: 1-2379 (792 amino acids)
Source: RefSeq, a predicted model, not a curated record